AUGGCCUAUUUUCGAAAUCAUCAAAUAAUUUUACGUCGACUUCAACUUGAAGUUUAUAAUAAAUAUAUAUCAUUAUUACUUCUUGGAGAUACGCGAUGGGGAUCUACAUUUUAUGCUGCAAAUAAUCUUCUAAAAACGAAAAUAGCUAUUCAAAAGAUUACAUUGGAAGAUAAUAUUAAAAUAUCUGAUGAAAUUAAGGAUAAAAUUUUAUCAGAUAAUUUUUGGAUUAAUCUUAAAAUUCUUCAUAAUUUUCUUUCACCUUUUACGACAUUUUUAAGAAAAUUACAAACUGAUCAACCAACACUUUCAACGGCUUAUUCCGAAUUAUGUAAAUUAAAAAUUUCUAUCUCUGAAAAUACUGAAAUUUCAGAUGAUUUUAAAAUCAAUUCAAUUAAUAAGGGAACAGAACGAUGGAAAAAUUUCCUUUAUAAUCCAGUAAUUAUAUUAGCGUAUAAGCUUGAUCCUCGAUAUCAAGGUAGAAGCUUAAAUUCAAAAAAAUGGGAUUCGAUUAUUGAAGAUGAAUUACUACGACUAGUAUCAAGCCAAUAUCAAGAAAAUAUAUUAAUCGAAUAUGCCGAAUAUGUUUCUAAAAAGGGUCAUUUUGCACGACAAUGUUUGUGGAAUUCUAAUCUUGUACAAAAUCCAAUAAAUUGGUGGGGCUUAUUUAAGGGCAGAUACCCUGCAUUAAGUGAGGUUGCACUACGUAUAUUAUCAAUACCAGCCACCUCUGCGGCAUGUGAAAGAAAUUGGUCUACUUUUGGUUUAAUACAUAAUAAGUUGCGUAACAGACUUACAGAUUCGAAAGUAGAAAAAUGUGUUUAUGUUCAAUGGAAUUUACGAAUUUUGAGAGAUUUGGGCCGAGUAGAUGAUUUAAAUAAGGUUACAGAUUUUGUUGAAGAUUUAGUGGUAAAUAAUGAAGAAGAAAAUUCCGAAGAUAUAUUUGAUGAUUUAUUUUCAGAGAAUGAAUUAAUUACAUAUGACGAAAAUGGUUUAUCGCAUAUUAGAAGUUCAUAUUCUUUAAUUCACAAAUCAAAAGUUAAAUUUAAUAAUAGUAAUUUCGAAUUCAGAAAAUAUGGUAAGUUACCGAUUUCAAGAUCAGGUGUGAUCAGUGUUGUUACUAGCCUUAAGGCUAAUAUUUUUUACUUAGCCUUAGCCCUU
Molecule: messenger RNA, 1158 nt
Organism: Ambispora leptoticha
Lineage: Eukaryota; Fungi; Glomeromycota; Glomeromycetes; Archaeosporales; Ambisporaceae
Source: the annotation of a GenBank genome assembly